Molecule: messenger RNA, 345 nt
Organism: Trichoplax adhaerens
Lineage: Eukaryota; Metazoa; Placozoa; Uniplacotomia; Trichoplacea; Trichoplacidae
Exons: 4
Coding region: 1-345 (114 amino acids)
Source: RefSeq, a predicted model, not a curated record
AUGAUUUCUAUGAAAUCCACAUUUUGCAUUGGGAAUCGGCUGCCUUUAGACAGCAGCAAUAGUUUCCAUAGCAAUAACAGCCAAGAAGAGUACAAGAUCCAAAUGAUGAUCGUUGCUGCCUGUGAUUUAUUGGAAAAACUGGUUGCUAUUUACUUUCAAGGCGCCAAAAAAACGAAAAAAUUUCAUGAAGAAUUUCUAGCGUUGUGGUUAAAUGUAUUGGAGAAAUCUUAUCAAGAUGGUGGUAGUCCCUAUUGUGUCAAUGACACGGCUAAACGGUUACGAAAGCUCCCCUUUAUUGUUCCUGAAUUUUAUAAUUGCAAGUCUAGAUUUAAAAUGAAACUUUAA